AUGGACUAUCCUUUCAACACUGAGUGCACGAAUAGAUUCACCUCGAUGAGCGACGGCAUCACCUUUGAAUUUGUCAAUUUUGAAACAGAAGUUUUCCAUGAUUCUGUUGUCUUUCAAGAUGCAAGGAACGAGCAUUAUCAAUUCACUGGACCCUUUGAGAAAAACAAGUGGAAUGGAGCCCGAUUUUCGUUCAAUUCAUCUGAUGUCGAGGUCCUUUUCGUUUCCGACGCCAACGGAGAAGAAACUGGAUUCAAUAUAAAAAUCAUCGAUGGAUACGAGGCAUCAAACGACAUCGACGCUCUAUGGCCGCAAUUUGCAGCAGAUAUGCCCAUGUAA
Molecule: messenger RNA, 336 nt
Organism: Oikopleura dioica
Lineage: Eukaryota; Metazoa; Chordata; Appendicularia; Copelata; Oikopleuridae
Source: the annotation of a GenBank genome assembly